AUGAAGUCAUUUGGCUGAUAGUGAUUUCUUUUUUUUUUGCCCGGGGAUUCGUGAAGACCGGGCUGGGAGAUAGAAUUGCCACUUACUUUGUGAAGUGGUUGGGGAAGAGCACCUUAGGGUUGUCUUAUGGGUUGACUCUUAGUGAGGCAUUGAUUGCUCCAGCAAUGCCUAGCACCACUGCCCGUGCCGGGGGUAUUUUCUUGCCUAUUAUCAAAUCACUUUCACUAUCAUCAGGGAGUGAGCCUGGGAAUCCUUCCUCUAAGAAGUUGGGGUCUUACUUGGUCCAGUCUCAAUUGCAGUCUUCUGCACACUCCAGUGCCCUUUUCCUGACAGCUGCUGCUCAAAAUUUACUGUGCCUCAAACUAGCUGAGGGGCUUGGUGUGGUGAUAUCAAACCCAUGGAUUACUUGGUUCAAGGCUGCUAGUUUACCUGCAAUUGUUUCUCUCCUGGCUACCCCAUUCAUUUUGUACAAGUUAUAUCCUCCCGAGAUCAAAGAUACACCAGAUGCCCCUUCACUGGCAGCGAAAAAAUUGGAUCUUAUGGGUCCUGUUACUGGAAACGAGUGGGCCAUGAUUGGAACAAUGCUUCUUGCUGUCUCUUUGUGGGUUUUUGGGGAUGCAGUAGGAGUAUCAAGUGUUGCUGCUGCAAUGCUUGGCCUAUCAAUUCUCUUGUUGUCAGGAGUGCUUAAUUGGGAUGACUGCUUAGCUGAAACGUCUGCUUGGGACACUCUGUCCUGGUUUGCAGUUCUAGUUGGGAUGGCAGGCCAGCUGACUAACCUGGGGAUAAUUAGUUGGAUGUCAAACUGUGUGGCAAAGGCUCUUCAAUCUUUAUCGCUGAGCUGGCCGGCUGCAUUUGCCAUACUACAAGCCUCUUACUUCUGUAUCCACUACAUGUUUGCUAGCCAAACGGGCCAUGUGGGUGCCUUAUACUCGGCUUUCUUUGCCAUGAACUUAGCCUCAGGAGUGCCUGGCAUCUUAGCAGCGUUGGGUUUGGCUUAUAAUACAAACCUAUUCGGUGCUUUGACACAUUAUAGCAGUGGUCAAGCUGCUGUUUACUUUGGAGCUGGGUAUGUAGAUCUUCCAGAUUUGUUCAAAUUUGGAUUCAUAAUGGCUAUUGUCAGUGCCAUUAUUUGGGGAGUUGUGGGCACUUUCUGGUGGAAGUUCUUGGGCCUAUACUGAGAUGGAAUUCAUACAUACUGUCUCUGAGCUUUUCACUUGCAUGGAAGAGGGCAUAUUGCAAUUUGCCAUUUGCUCGCCUAAAUUUAGUGCUGGGGGUCCAGUUAUUGGACAAGAUCUGAGGAUGGGAUCUUUGUACAAAUAAUAAUAAUUUAGCAUAUUCAUUCUCUUUAUUUAUGUUCAAUUAUUUUCAUUCAUGCAAUAAUGCAAUGCACAUUUACCAGCCUACCCCCAUUCCAAUAUCAUAUUGCUGCUGUGCCAUGCGUGUUUUCCCAG
Messenger RNA from Cuscuta europaea, 1451 nucleotides. NCBI's taxonomy places the organism in Eukaryota, Viridiplantae, Streptophyta, Magnoliopsida, Solanales, Convolvulaceae. The record is from the annotation of a GenBank genome assembly.